AUGUCAGUAUGUAAGAGACUUUGACUGGGUUUCUCUUGUUUACCUUUUUCAGUUCCAACAUGGGAUUGACUACUAACAGAUGCUCAAGUUGGGGAAAUUGGCGCACUACUCCGUCGAUCUCGUGCUCAUAUCGAUCAUUCUAGCCGGGAUCCACCGUAAUACCGGUUUGCAAUUCGACGUGUCGCAUUUCAGCAGCAUCGAUUUCCGCCGUUGGUUUGGCAACUACUUGGCCUUUGGUGAGGUUUGCUACGACAAAGUCGUCAGUUUCUUGAGGAUGACGGGCUAUUUCAAGCAGAGAAACUUGGUGUUGGACCAAUUGCAGGACCAAGCUGCGCAGUACUUGAAGCAGCUGACUGGCCGUGACAUCGGCGAUUUUCCGAAAAAGUGA
Messenger RNA from Lodderomyces beijingensis, 388 nucleotides. NCBI's taxonomy places the organism in Eukaryota, Fungi, Ascomycota, Pichiomycetes, Serinales, Debaryomycetaceae. The record is from the annotation of a GenBank genome assembly.